Panicum virgatum (switchgrass) is the source of this 4383-nucleotide messenger RNA. RefSeq lists its product as uncharacterized. Lineage: Eukaryota; Viridiplantae; Streptophyta; Magnoliopsida; Poales; Poaceae. The transcript is spliced from 4 exons. The record is from RefSeq and is a predicted model, not a curated record. The coding region runs from base 400 to 3570 and encodes 1056 amino acids.
UUCGUCAGGACACAUUUGCCUAAAAGCAAAGUUUAUCUGGAGACCACCAGCCGUUUUGCUUCCAUCUAUAUAUACUCUGUCCUUCUCGCGCGCGCACGGGCAAUCGUUGGUUUAUGUUUGGCUUCUGUCGACUGCUAUCUCCGAUCCUGCUUCCUGCUUGCUAUAUAGUGCAUUCCAGCUACUUAACUGAGAUCAGCCGAGAAAGAAACCAAGCGAAGAGAUGGGUUAGAUGUAUAAAUUCCAUGAUGAAAAUGGAAUCGAUCUGCUGGAGGUCGCAUAGGCAGCUGCAUGGUCUUCCAUGACGAAACGGAGGUUGCAGUAGAUCUAGUAGCUACACCGCAGAGAUCCGGCGAACCGGGCUGACUGGCGCGGCCGGUUACUCCAAUCCAAUAAUCCAUCAUGCUCAUUGAGGAUUUUUAUGCUCACACGAUAGACGAGGCUGCCGAAAUAAUUCUCGACUACUACUUACUGAAGAAAGACACUAGUACUACAAGAAGCUUAAGUAGCAGAGACAAUGUCUUCUACUUCGAUGGGUGGGGCGGGCUGGGGGCGUCCGCCGUCCUCCGAGCCGUCGCCCAGCGCCUCACCUCCGCAACUUCACCAGAUCAGGUCAUCCACAUCGACUGCUCGAUGUGGGAGAGCCGGAGGUCGCUCCAGAGGGCGGUCGCGGAGCAGCUGAGGCUCCCUGAUCAGGUGAUGGAGCUGUUCGACAGGCAAGACGAGGAGGACGAUUUCAAGGGGGUGCCCCAAGGAUCCCGCGCCGAGCUAGAACAAGUCACCAGGGAGAUCUACCAGCACGUACAGCAGCAGCAGAUGAAGCACAGGUUCUUUGUGAUCUUCCACAAUGGGAGCAAUGAGGAAGUGGACUUUGCCAGCUUGUGCGGCUUCACCAUGUCCGGGUACUCAACAAACAAGGUGCUGUGGACAUUCCAAGGGAGAUUCCGGCUGAAACCCCGGGCGGAGAUCGACACGGCCAUGAAGAGCACAGGAACGACUGAUACUUUUAUCUCUGCAUUAUCAGCAACGCAUGGUGGAGAAGUUCUACAAGCUGAGCUCUUGUCCUACCUUGCAGAGAAAGAGGCUUUGGAAGUAGCUGAAUAUUGCAAGAUCAAUACUGGCCCUCGCGGAGUCAUCGUUCAGCCUGAGCAAGUGGCCGAGUGCUUUCUGUACUUGUUGGGGCUAUGCUCUAGAGGCCACCAUUCGGUUGACUACGGUUGGGCCACCCAUGGCGCCAACUACUGGAUCUGUGAUGGCAUCAUGCAGCAGCUACAGCAAGGACAUGGAGAAGUUGGCGAUGAUGGAUUGUGGAGAGCCGCUGAGGCUAUACAACGUGAGGUGCUGUUGGAUGCGUACUACCAUCAGUAUUUGCCCUCCUCUCCUUUGGCAUGGUUUGUUGAGACGAAGCCAUAUUGGAGUUCACCAAAUUAUGGAUUCCAUGAGAUGCCAGCGAGAGCAGCUAUUCCCAAGGGAGACAUGUUCUUCCCACAGUACUGCUUCGACAAGCUUCGUGUUCUCAAGCUCACACGAUGCACCUUCAGCAUCCAAUCACCUCCGUUCCUCUGCUGCCACGGGCUCAGGUUUCUAUGGCUGGAGCACUGCGAGGACACUGGGAACAAUGACACGGACGGAGCAAGGAUGGAGGAGGACGUGCGCCGGUGCUUCCAGAGGCUGUGGGUGCUCGUCGUGCGCCACACAAAGUGUGAUCAGAUCUUGUCGGCGCAGAUGUUGGAUCUCAUGACCCAGCUCAGGGAGCUAAUUGUGAUGGGAGCGCAAGGUUGGGACAUGGGGCUGCUGCAUGGACGGCUCCCUAACAUCCGCAAGCUCCGAAUAACAAACUCUGGAAUCAUUGGACAGCAAAGGGUGCUGACGGAGAUGAACAAGAUGGAGCUUCUUGACUUUUCAAGUAACACUGGCUAUUCUCCCAUGAAGAUCUUAUAUGGGCCAGGGGCAAUCAGCAACAGUAGCUGCCUUGAGUCUGUUAUUGUUGAUGGAUCUGAGGGACUCGAGCAUAUUUCCUUCAGUGGAUGUUCUAAACUGAAGAAUCUAUUCUUAAGUGGUUGGAUGGGGGGUCUCCGCACCCUAGACAUCUCAGGCACCAUAGUGAAAAUACUAGAUCUCACAGCAACAACAAUCCGGUACCUUAAUGAGCUCUAUCUACUUGGCUGCGAAAAUCUUUGUGCAAUCACGUGGCCACCAAAAGAUAAAAUGAAGCAAGCAGGCUUGUCUAAGCUGCGCAUUGACACCACACAGUCAGCACCCAUUGUUCAAUCUACUAGAGAAGAAAUCGCCAAGAGGGAUAGUACUACUACAGGAGCACCGGAAGCAACAGUACUACUUCAUGGCAGUCGACCUAUCAGUGAAUUUCCUUGGUACAUUUCUGUACGGGAUUCAAGGCUCCUCACGUCCCUUGAGCCAGUGUAUUCCGAUUCCCGCAACAUCCAUGUGGAUGUUUCCUCUCCGGCAAGUCCUACUAUUAUUUCUGGUGGUGGUUGCAAAGAUGAAGGAAUCGAGAGCAGUGGCAGCAGUGACCAGCAAGUGCUAGCAAGCCUGCAGCAGCAGCAGCAGACUGCACCUGCAAUAUACACGGCCGAGAGCAUGGUGAACCACCUGAAGAAGGAGGCUAGCGAAGGCGACGGUGACGCUCUUGGGAUCAUGUGGAUGUGGCCUUGCUCGGAUGUUCCUGAUCUUCCGCAGGAGAGCUGCUACAUGCACAUACAAGAUCAGGCAAGGAAAGAAUCAUUUUCGCAAGGUGGUGAAGGAACUAGUAGUACUAGUGCUUCUGUGCCGAAGUUUGUAUCACUCUGUGCCAAGAUCCUGCACAUCCACGAUAGCACGUCCGUCACUCAUGCCCCUUCAGCUACGACGCGGCUGGAUUUGGAAUGGCAGAACCUAGAGUGGUGCAGAGUCGAGAGGUGCCCUAGAGUGGAAUCUGUCUUCACUGCUUCACCUUCAUACCCGGGAGGUCCCAUCUUUGAGUACAGGUUGAGAACAUUUUGGGCGUCCCACCUUCCGAAGGCACGUUGUAUCUGGGAACUGGGAGAAAAUUAUCCUGUCUACGAUCGUACAUUCCCAAACCUAACAUUUUUACACCUCGACUACUGCCCUAGGCUUAGACAUGUACUCCCUUUGUCUUGGGUAAUCAUCGACCCAUCCAGGGGCAUGAGCAGCUUGAGGCAACUGAAGACCCUCGAGAUCACGUGGUGCGGAGAUCUCCGGGAGGUAUUCCCUUUAGACAACCUCGCCAAAAACUACGCCGAGCGGCAGCCUCAGCCAGUUACCCUAGACUUCCCCAGUCUGAAGCAUAUCCACCUGCACGAGCUCCCUUCGCUUCGGCGCAUCUGCGGGUUCAGGAUGUCGACGCCCAAUCUUGAGACCCUCAAGAUCAGGGGAUGCUGGAGCCUCAGGCGCCUUCCGGACGUCAGCGGCAGCGGCAAGGUCGUGGAGUGCGACUGCGAGAAGGAAUGGUGGGACAAGCUGGAGUGGGACGAUGGCUCACAGGCGAGCCGCUACAAGCCGAUCCACUCGCGGUACUACAAGAAGACCUUCCUCAGGACCACCGUGCUCAGGUGAGGCGAUUCCGACCGGCCAUUCGUUGAACUGCGGCAGCCAGGCUGCCAGAGUCGCUGGCAUUGCCUGCUGGUGACUGAACCCAUCUCCUGCUGCUAUUUCUGCUUCUGCAUCUGUGUCUUCCUGAUUGGUUUGUUUGCGUGAGAACGACGACGACGAGGAUGCAUGCUUUGCUUGCGUCCGCGUGGUCUGUCAUCUGCAUCGGUUUGCUCUGCUUUCGUUUGUUUGGUCGGCGUUCCUCGAUGGAUCGAGGCGUCCGUCCAUGGCUAUACCUCAGAUUGAAAGUGUGUGUGUUAUCAUGCCAUCUUGUUGGAUAAGAUGGUGUGAUGCAGAGUUCCGGACAGACCUGCGUGCUCUGUCUGGGGCUGCAAGAAAUAAAAGCAAGAGCCAGCAUUCAGUUCAGCGGCUGGCUGGCAUGCCCUCGUGCUCGCUGAGGCCAAAUGCUGAGCUCUUGUCUGGUGUGUUUGUGGUGCGUGCUAUGUUUCUGUGGCGUAUGAGCUUUCAGACCAUCAGCUGUGUGUGGAAUGGGGGAGAUGUUGUACAUGUUAAUCUGUUGCGUGUGUGUUGUGUUCUUAGCUUGUUAGCGUGAGCAUGAUGUCAUCCCCGCGUCAUGCGCGUCUGUUUCGUUCAUGCAGAGUCGUGUGUGUGGUGGAGCUUAGAGGCUGGCAACGGCGCCCACGUUCCUUGGCUGUGGGAUGGCGCAGCUAAUUCAGGGGGGGCGUGGGCGCAUGCGUCCGUGGUCUAAGCCGAGCCUGUAAUCGAGUCAAUAAAAGGAGAAGAAAUCAGAAAAUGCAGCAAGUUUGUGCGCUGCGCCAA